GGGGCGCAAGAUGGCGCUGCCCUUUGCGCGUUCGCCUUGCCUCUGCCGCUGGGGAGCCAAACGACUGGGGGCUGCUGCCGCAGAAGCCCGCAGAGGCGUCAGUUUCAAACUGGAAGAGAAAACCGCCCACAGCAGCCUGGCACUCUUCAAAGAUGACACAGGUGUCAAAUAUGGCAUGGUGGGAUUGGAGCCCACCCAACUGGCCCUGAACGUGGAGCGUUUCCGGGAGUGGGCCGUGGUGCUGGCCGACACGGCGGUCACCAGCGGCAGGCACUACUGGGAGGUGACAGUGAAGCGCUCGCAGCAGUUCCGGGUAGGAGUGGCAGAUGUGGACAUUUCUCGGGAUAGCUGCAUCGGUGUCGAUGCCCGUUCUUGGGUGUUCACCUAUGCCCAGCGCAAGUGGCACACCAUGUUGGCCAACGAGAAAGCCCCUAUCGAGGGCAUCGGGCAUCCAGAGAAGGUGGGGCUGCUGCUGGAGUAUGAGGCCCAGAAGCUGAGCUUGGUGGAUGUGAGCCGGGUUGCUGUGGUCCACACGCUACGGACAGAUUUCCAGGGUCCAGUGGUACCUGCCUUUGCCCUUUGGGAUGGAGAAUUGCUGACCCAUUCAGGGCUUGAGGUGCCUAAGGGCCUCUAGUGUGUCCAUCACUGGAGUUCCUAAUCACACUCUUGGCCAGUGUCCUUCUAGAGUGUCUGGAACCUUUUAACAUUGCCUCAAGCAACCUCUGGCUCCCACAGUUCAGGUCCUCUGUGCAGUAUCUUAGUCAUUUCCCUCUCCCCUACCUGUGAAAGCUAGGCUGCUGCCAGUUUUCCUAGGCUACCGUGAAUGUAUUUUCCUUGACUUGCUUCCUUGGGUCCCUCCGUCUUCCUGUGCCCAGGCCUUUCUCAGACUGUAUUCUGUCCUGGGGUCUUAUCUUUCAGCUUUGUUUGGAUUUAUUCAUUACUAUGAUACCUUUCUCUCCCUCUACCCAUGUGUAACUUGUGUUUGUUCUUGGUGUUCUACUGAGUCUCUCCACAGUAAAUCCUUUCUACCUCUGGCUGGAGGAGUGGUUCGGUGACUUGGCCCUUUCUCUAAAGCUCAUACAGAGUCUGGGCUCUGGAUCCAUCGGGAAAUGCUUUACUGUCUGUCAGAGUGAGAAGAGAGCCCCCCUUCCUCAGUACCUCAAAGCUGGACUCUCAGCCCCACACAACUGCAGCUAUCCUCACCAUAAGUCCAUCUGCCUUAACCUGCAUACCUCUGACACCUGGACAAUCCCUUGUAAUCAUGGGCCAGUUACAACCACUACCAAAGGGAAAGAGACUCUCGGGGGAUAUCAAGGGCAUUCGUGCUGGAAACUUUAUUCUUGAGAAGUUCAAUCUUCAUUUCUGCUACAGUUGGAACUUCCAGAGGGAGGAGAGAGACCUGAGAUCUUGAACAAGACAUUUUUUGGGCCUGCUCAGAUCCAAACCCUCGCCUUCCCACCGCAACCUUGGCAACAGAAUACACUUAACCUAAAGCAGUAUUAGGGGUUGAGGAAAACCUGGUGGGAUGAGCAUGUAUGUGAAAUAUAUAUUCCUCUGUUUGACCCUGUGGCUCCAUCUUAUUCUGUCUUUUUGAUGGUGAUGCAACUGAAUACCUCCUGGGGAGAAAGAGGACUGGGUUUAGCAAAAAUAAUCAUUUGUGUAAUUAAAGUUUAUUU
Eptesicus fuscus (big brown bat) is the source of this 1676-nucleotide messenger RNA. It is a transcript of the gene SPRYD4, whose product is annotated as SPRY domain containing 4. NCBI's taxonomy places the organism in Eukaryota, Metazoa, Chordata, Mammalia, Chiroptera, Vespertilionidae. Gene Ontology annotation, molecular function: protein binding. The coding region runs from base 11 to 634 and encodes 207 amino acids. The record is from RefSeq and is a predicted model, not a curated record. The transcript has 2 exons.